CUAGAACAUAUAUGAUAUAUAAUGAGGUGAAAAUAAAAAGUUGUGUACGGGGAGCAUACCAAAAUGGCGGCGUCGAAGGUGAAGAAAUCGAGAUUUAUCGACAAUACACAUGUUUCCAACAUAAUGCAGAAGUUAAACGAACAAAGACAGAGUAGUAAGUUUUGUGACGUCAUUCUUAAGGUCUGUGAUACCAGUGUACCUGUGCAUUCCAAUGUUUUAGCGGCUGCUAGUCCAUAUUUUCAUACGUUCCUGGGACAGGGGGAAGAUGACCCGCGAGCUUUUUCUCAAAACACACCACAGAUGAUAGAAAUUCACAUAAAUGGAGAGGGUAAUGAAGAUAACUGUAGUGAAGCUAUCAAGCUUGUUAUUGAUUACAUGUACACAGGUGAAGUUGCCAUCUCUUCAGCCAUCAUCAACCAAGUAGCACAAAUAUCCAAGAUAAUGUGUUUAUAUAAAUUAAGUUCCUUUUGUGAAUGGUUUGUCAAAGAAGAAAGUAAAGCUGAAAAGCAAAUGGAUGUUUUUUAUGAAGAUACAAUGGUUGAUGGUGAAAAUGUUGAGGUGACGCCACAAAGUGGAAGAUUAGCUGAAUCUUUUCUCGUUGAUAUUGAGUCCCCAUCUACAAGCUCCCCUCUUACUGCAAAUUCCGAGAAGGAUGAAAGUGAAAAUUCAGAAGCUUUUCACCAUUCUAAAAGAAAAAGAGGCAGACCAAGAAAGAUAACUCAAACAGAAGAUGAAAAUGAAAUUUAUGGUCCUAAAAGAGGAAGAGGCAGACCAAGAAAGAUAACUCAAAUAGAAGACAGUCACACAGAUGAAAAAUCUCUUCCAGAGAAAAAGAAAAUCAAUGGUGAAGUUGGACAUUCUGAUGAUGAAACACGUGAAAGUUUCAAGGAUACCAGUGCUGAAGAUGGAGGGAAUGUAACUGAGUUCUCAUCAAGAAGUGGCAGAAAAAGAAAACUUACCAUUAAGAUGCAAUACCUCACUAACUCUAAUGAUGAUUCUCUUUCUGGUUUAGGGUUUGUCAGAAAGAGAGACAGAUAUAAAUGUGCAUUCUGUCCCUUCUCCACAAAUUCUAUUCAUAAUCAUCAGCAACACAACCAGGCCCAUGAUCGGGCCAAAAGGAAAUACAUGUGUGAAACUUGUGGAUAUACAUCAGAAAAGGCAAAGAGUAUGCAUGUCCAUAAGAAGGAGCACCUUCAUGAAAACUACAACUGUGAUCUGUGUGAAUACAAUGGGGAUACAAAAGAAAACUUUGAAAACCACAUGAAAAGACAUGAUGAUCCCUUGCCCUUCUUCUGCAAGUACUGUGAUCAUAGAUUCAGGACCAAAACUCAAUUAAACUUCCACUAUCCUAAGCAUUCAAAACUGAAACCAUUUGUAUGCAAAAUAUGUGAUGCUGGAUUCAAAUGGAAACAUGCACUAAAAAAUCAUAUGGUAACCCACAGUACCACAAAAGAACAUUUGUGUGAUGUAUGUGGGUUUGCUACAGCUCAUAAAAGUCAAUUAAAAGCUCACAAACUUGUUCACACAGGGGACACUUAUAAAUGUCCUGAGUGCAAUUUUCAAGCAACAAGGAAGCAGAACUUGAAGUACCAUAUGGUGACCCACACUCGAGAAAAACCCCACCAGUGUGAGGUGUGUGGGCAGUCAUUCUCCCUCAUCAAAAACAUGAAGCGACACAUGCUGUUACACACAAAUGAAAGACCCUAUAAAUGUGACCAGUGUACCUUCACCACAACUCGCUUUGAUAAGCUAAAAGAACACUUGAAAAAACAACAUGGACAAGGGGACGAUUCAAAAAAGAAAUCAAAAGAAAUGGCCAAAACUUCUGAGCAUUCAAAAUUGCAUCCCCAGGCCUCUAAAAUCCUGACUGGUGACCUGUCAGAUGUAACGGAGGUACCAGUGACAGAAGUGGUAGACACAGAUGUCCUGUCCACUUUACAAUCUCUCCAGAUUCAGGUGGAGGGAUCUAAAAUUGUGGGAGUACCACACGCACAGAGAGAAGUGUUGAUACCAACAAGUGGUGACAGUCUACAACCUAUCAGCCUUAUGAAGUUUCAGGAGGAUGGGAGUGAAGUUACAUACCAUUUUGUACAGCUAGAAACAACAUGAAAGAUUCAGUUAACAAAUUAGUGAAAUAUAAACUUAUUGAUUGCUAAUAAAAAAAAAAAUAUGUUGUUAAAUAUUUGUUGGACUGAGCAAAAACUUUUCACAUUAUUAAAAGGUCUAGAUUUUAACAAUUAUUUUAACAGUUUAUUUCACUUAUUAAUAAGAAGUCCUUUUGUUUUGCUUGUACAUUGUAUACACAUUUAGCUCACCUGAGUUAGAGGCCCAGGUGAGCUUUAGAUCCAUGGUCCAUGUGCCUGCUGUGUGUUGUGUGAAGUUUGUAAAAUUUUAACAUUUUCACCUUUUUUAGGUCACCUGAGUCAAUUAGCUGCAGAUCUGUGGCUCGCUGGUCUGAAAAAAUUGGGAUGGACGACCAGAGCUACAGUGCCACCCAAAGAAAAAACUUUAUAUUUAUUGCACACAAAAAGUUGUGUUCAUUUCUGGAUUAAUUUCUCCAAAUUCUUACCUCAACUGCACAAAAGCCAGACCCUAAGACCAUAAACUGAGAAUAG
This is a messenger RNA of Saccostrea echinata, 2615 nucleotides long. RefSeq names its product zinc finger protein 585A-like. The transcript has 2 exons. Gene Ontology annotation, cellular component: nucleus. NCBI's taxonomy places the organism in Eukaryota, Metazoa, Mollusca, Bivalvia, Ostreida, Ostreidae. The record is from RefSeq and is a predicted model, not a curated record. Gene Ontology annotation, molecular function: RNA polymerase II cis-regulatory region sequence-specific DNA binding; protein binding; DNA-binding transcription factor activity, RNA polymerase II-specific. Bases 64 to 2109 code for a protein of 681 amino acids. Gene Ontology annotation, biological process: regulation of transcription by RNA polymerase II.